CCGCAGGGCGCAGAGCACGUCGUCCCUGGGCCCGGCGCGGCAGGACAGCGACCCCCACACCAUGCAGCAGGAAGCGGUCAGCUGCCGCAUGAGCGGCGCGGCCGGCGAGCCCGGCGCCCCGGGGGCGAUCACCCUGGAGGACCUGGACAGCAUGGCCGAGGAGCCGAGCCCCGACUCGCCUUAUCACAGCAGCGGCUGCGGCCAGGGGGACGAGGCCGAGCAGGAGCGCCUGCUCAGCUACUGGCAGAGCGUGGGCAGGGGGCACCAGGUGGACGUGCCCAGAGACAUGGCAGAGCCAAUCCAGCAACUGACGAGAAAUAAUCAACCUCAGGAGAGAGAAAGUAUCCCAUUUACACUGAUACACCGCAAAGAAAAGUUUGGGGAAGUGCUUUACGAAAAACGUCAGUAUGGAAAAGCUAAAUGGGCUUGUAUUAAAAUGCAAGAAGAACAGUAUGAACAGAGCAUAUGUCUGGGAUUCAUGAAGCUUAUGAAAUAUAUUUGUGAGCAGAACUCUUCAGGAUUGUACUUGGGGAUGACUAUACCUAUUGUGACUCUAGUGCAGACUAACGAAUCUCACUCAGAGUUAACACGUUCAGUGACAGUCGCAUACUACCUGCCUGAACUACUGCAGGAGCAGCCACCUCAGCCUUAUGAUUCUGACAUAAUUAUUGAAGAGUGGCCUCCUACUGUUGUUUAUACUAGGAGCUUCAGAGGGGUCACCAAUGAAGACUCUAUAAUGAGAGAAAUAAACUUUUUGGCAGAACUUCUGGAGAGCCCUGAGCUAUGUUUGCAGAAUAUAUUCAUUGUUGCAGGAUACACCAAUCCAGCUGCUGCAAAUCGACACAAUGAAAUAUGGUUCCUGCAAAGACCGUAGCCUCCCACUUCUGAUACCUAGCAUUAUCCAAAUUCAGUAUGUACACAAUGGCGCACUUAAAUUUGCAAGUGAAUCGUGUCAAGCUAGUCAACAGCUUUAUAAGUCUUUGUGAUAAAAUAUACACAAUUUUUAAUCCUAUUUUCCUAAACUACAUAUUGCAGUCUGUCAAAUUAGCAUGACAAUCAAUCCAAUUUAGUUAUUGAGCCAUCAGUGUUAAUAUCUGAAAUUUUACUGCUAAUUUUGAAAAAAAAGUCAUUCACAAUUUCUUAUUAGAUACUUCAGUUUUACAGUUUAUCCAUAUUUCUUUGAGAUUUAUAGUACUUUUCAAAUUGAUUCAUGUGAUCUUCUUAAACAGGGGUAAAGUCAAGUCACAAAGGUAUACUUUAUAAAUUCUAGUGUUAAACUGAACUGUUUAGAUUUUUUUUUAAUAUUAACAUACUAAAUAUUUUUCCACUACAGCAUCUCUAGGGUGCCCUAAACUUUUAGCUUCAGAUUUUCAAAAGUGCUCAGUGUUGGCCCAACUCUGCUCAAAUUGAAGACCAUAAUAAAAGUUGGGAGCAGAGUUUAGUCAAUGCUGAGUGCUUUUGAAAAAUCCCAUUCUUGAGUAGAGGUUUUCCCCACUUUUCUCAAAAAGAUAUUUAACCAAAGUAUUUGUCACCUUCAAAACUGUGUGUCCAGGAUGCGAAGAGUCAGUUGCAUUGCUCAUCCAAGUUUUGUUAGUAAAUAGUUCAGUUUUUCAUUUUUUUAAAAUUCACUACCAUACCCCAAUAUAUGACUGAAUAUGGUACGCAGCAGACAGAAGAUAGGCAUCAUUCCUGCUCAGCUAUUCAACUUACUGAGUGACAUGAACUUUAAAAACUAGAGCUUUGCCUAGAUAUUCAGAAUAUAGUAAUCAAGGCAGAUUAAUUGGCAUCACAGAAACUUGAAGGAAUAAGUCUCCUGACUGAAAUAUUGGUAUUUAGGGGUACAGCUUGUUCAGUAAGGACAGGAAGGGCAAAAACUGAGGAGGUCCAGACGGAGAUGGGAGGCAGACCAGCUGAAAGUCUCUGGGUAAAGAUAAAAGGGGGAGAAAAUGUGUGUGACAUCAUGGUAGCAGUCAAAUAUAGACCACCACGAAGAGGUGAUGAGGAAUCUCUAGAAAAGACAACAGAAAUAUCAAACAAGACUGGAUGGUAAUGGGGGAAUAACUAGGUAGACAUCCGUUGGAAAAGUAAUAUGGCAAAGCACAAGUUAUUGGAAUGUACUGGGAACAACUUGGUGUUUCAGAAAGUGCAGGAAGUAACCAAGGGACAGCCAUUUUAGACCCGAUUCCAACCAAUGGGAAGGAAUUGGUAGGGAAUCUGAGGGUCGAAGGCAAUUUGGGAUAGAAUCUACCAUUUCUUGAUCAGUUUAAGGAAAGAGAAGGGAGAGCAGCAGAAUAAGGACCCUGCACGUCAAACAAGCAGACUUUAACAAACUCAGAACUGGCAGGUAAAGUUCCAUGGGAAGAAAAAUCUAAGUGAUAAAGGAGUUCAGGAAACCUGGCAGUUUCUCAAGGAGACAAUAUUAUAGGCAGAACAGUCAUCUAUCCCAAGUGAAGGAAAUAUAGGAAGAAUAGCGAGGGUCAAAUAUGGCUCCAUCAUGAGGUCUUCAAGGACAUGAACAUCAAAAAGGAAUCCUACAAAAAGUGGAAACAUGGACAAACUACUAGGGAGCAGUACAAAAAGAGGAACAGCACAAGCACGUAGAGACAAAAUCAGAAAGGCUAAGGCACAAAGUCCGUUACACUGAGCAAGGGAUAUAAAAGGCAAUAAGAAAAUGUUCUUUAGCUAUAUUAGAAGGAAGAGAAAGAUGAAGGAAAGCAUAGGUUCUCUACUUAGCAGGGAAAGAAAGCUAGUAACUGAUGACAUCACCAAGACUGAUGUGUUUAAUUCCUGCUU
Messenger RNA from Gopherus flavomarginatus (Mexican gopher tortoise), 2793 nucleotides. Its product is annotated as heme-binding protein 2-like. The coding region runs from base 62 to 874 and encodes 270 amino acids. Lineage: Eukaryota; Metazoa; Chordata; Testudines; Testudinidae. The record is from RefSeq and is a predicted model, not a curated record. The transcript has 5 exons.